AUGAACUAUUCGAUAGUUCUAGAACAUGAAGACCAUGUAGGAGCUGUCCUAGAAGGUCUAAACGAGCUUGUAACACCAGAAGCAACCCCGGCAGCAGCCCUGGAGCCAGCGACAGUGAGGGAGGUAGCCUGUCAGCGAGGCGCCUACGAUGACAGUGAGCCUAUCAAUAGCGAGGUCCUAGCUGAACACCAGCCAACACAGCCUAUCAGCAAACCUACAGCCAUAUUGGACGCCAUUGACAGUAGGCAUAAAAACUCUGUAUAA
Molecule: messenger RNA, 264 nt
Organism: Penicillium malachiteum
Lineage: Eukaryota; Fungi; Ascomycota; Eurotiomycetes; Eurotiales; Aspergillaceae
Exons: 1
Coding region: 1-264 (87 amino acids)
Source: RefSeq, a predicted model, not a curated record